Molecule: messenger RNA, 228 nt
Organism: Dicrocoelium dendriticum
Lineage: Eukaryota; Metazoa; Platyhelminthes; Trematoda; Plagiorchiida; Dicrocoeliidae
Source: the annotation of a GenBank genome assembly
AUGUACCUGUCCAACCGUUUUUUAAAACAUUCCUCUGUCUGGGCACUUACCACACAUUCAGGGAGAUUGUUCCACUCAUUCAUAACCCGUGUGGAUAACGUGAUAUCGGACAGGAUAUGGUUCCUCCGAGGUUCAAAAAGUUUCAAGCUGUGGCCCCGUGAUGAACAAUCUGUGUUGAACUGGAAGAACUGCAGCACCUUCCCCAAAUCGUUCCUUAAAAUGCGUCUA